Messenger RNA from Aphanomyces astaci, 201 nucleotides. RefSeq lists its product as hypothetical. NCBI's taxonomy places the organism in Eukaryota, Oomycota, Saprolegniomycetes, Saprolegniales, Verrucalvaceae. The transcript has a single exon. The record is from RefSeq and is a predicted model, not a curated record. The coding region runs from base 1 to 201 and encodes 66 amino acids.
AUGAUCUUGUUCAAGUUGCACCCCACGGGGGGCGGCGUCGUGACCAGCCAAGACGUGAUUAACUACAUCGACCUGGCCCCCCAAGAUGACAUAUUCACGCUCCGUGGGCGACUGAUGCUCACCGAAUCCGAUCGUAGGCGAGCGCAGGAGGAGCACAUGACUGGUGUGUCAUUGAACAUCGACAACAACAGAGAUCAUUGA